Messenger RNA from Penicillium maclennaniae, 1686 nucleotides. RefSeq lists its product as uncharacterized. Lineage: Eukaryota; Fungi; Ascomycota; Eurotiomycetes; Eurotiales; Aspergillaceae. The record is from RefSeq and is a predicted model, not a curated record. Bases 1 to 1686 code for a protein of 561 amino acids. The transcript is spliced from 2 exons.
AUGAGGAGAACUGACCACCCCAUCUGGCUUUUCGUCCACGAGGAGACAGAUCGCAGCAAUCAAGAAUGGAAGGACAUUCUGCGACAGAUAAAUGAUUCUGCGAGAAAGCUACAGAUCUCUCUGACUGAGAAACCCGAUGGUAUCACUGAGGAGCACGAAGCUGAAAGUGAGAUAAUGGAGGAGGUGUUCUCGACUAAACACGCCAUGGAAAUCAUCUCGCAGAGUGCCUCAAGCCCUUCAUCUCCGUCCACCAAUAUUGACAAUUGCCAAAACACAGAUAUUCGAAUAAUGUCCCAUUUCGAUACCCCAAGCUCUUUGGUUCAAGCCCAUAUUCCUACUGAUACCGGGAAUGUACCGACCAGUCUCGAUCGUUCGCUCUGGGGAAAACGUUGCUUUUGGUGUGAAAAGGAAGGACCACGACUCCCAUUAGGAAGAAAUGAACACAUGAAAUCUGAUGCUCAGACUGAUAUGUCGGAUUUGAAGGAUUCACAAGACCCCUCACCCACAGAGGAAGAUGCAAUUACCCCAACGGCUCAUGUCAAUUUGCACGGUCAUUGCUCCUUCAAGGAUCUACCAGCUGUAUUGUACAGGUGGUCAAAUCUCAACUCACAGGGCAUCAAUUGUCCAGCCAUCAUUCGGGCCGGGCUGUUUACAUUAAGCCAUUCUGUAAUGUUCCAGCCAAAAGAUGUUUCCGAGAAGGAAUUUCUGGAGUACUUCAAGCAUCAUGUGUCGAAAGAACGCAAACUGACGCCAUUUAUCUCAUUCUUCAAAAAGCCGUUAGCGCCAAUUCACCGAGGGCUUCAGAAUGGAGACGGGGCGGCUGUGUUCAUCAUCGAUACUGAGAAGCUCAGCAACAAGGCGUUCAAAGCCGCACCAUUGGUCCCUUUAACCCACACCGCAAAGCCGAAGUACAAAGGGUAUGGCGAAUACUUGAUCUGGGGCGAAGUACACACGGAUGCAAUUGUGUGUACGUUCACUGUGACCAAGCUGAAAAAGAUCGCCCACGAGCAUCCAGACAUCGCUGCGUUUUUACAAUUGCCUCGCAUAUCUGCGCGGCGGGACUGCACCGCGAUCCUGUACAAUGAGCUUGCUGAUAACAAGCCCCAAUCCAUCGAUGGAUAUGCUGGCCUACUGGAGAAGUUUACAGCAUUGCUUGGAGUCCCCGAGAAUCUUAGGGGAACUGUUGCAGCCGGGUUUAAAGAGGCGUGGUUUGAUAAUUUCCGAGGGUUCGAAUAUCAAGCACCAGACGUCCCCGGCUUGACCGAUGAAAUAGUUGAAGCGGGCGAAAUCGAGUCGCACGCGUCCGACGCUUACUACGAGCCAAUUUUGCCAAGGGCUCGCUCGGCAUCGUAUGUACCACCCGCUGACAGCGACAGCGACGAUUCAAAUGCUUCCUCUAGCAAUGAGCGUCGAGAAGGCGAAGAGACAGAGGCAGAAGCAGAGUCAGAGGCGCAUUGUCCGAGAUGGGAUACUCCAGAGGCGCCAUUUUCGACCCAUGACGACUCCAGUGAUGAUGACUUGGAGAUGCCGGUGACUGAAUUCUCCAGUCGACGAACUGAUCUCAGGAAGACGGAUGACCACGAGGCAUGGCCGACCGAGGACAUCUGCAUGAGGAUGUCCAUUAGAUGGCCCGCUUUAAUGUUUGCCAGGGGAAGACCCGACAUGUGGGGUGAAUAUGGCAUGUGA